AUGACGGACAAAAGUAGUUCUCGUGAAAAGAAACGGACGUUUUUAUCCCUGCUCUCGUCAAAGAACAACAUAAACGAGAAGAAAAAGUCAACGGUGUGGGGACCGCUUUGGGAUUCCCCGACGAGGAGGAUUAAGAAACAGAAGGAAGAAGAAGAAGGGAGAAAACCAACCAAUACUAUAUCAGAUUUCGCUCUGACGACACCACCAAACGAACCAGAAGCGAGAGACAGGAACAACCUUGCAAUGGAGGAGAAAAACGCCGAGGAUGCGAGCAGUGGUAAAAGAAGCUUCUUGGAAGCCUCUUUGGGCGGAUUCCACGCAAACGCGACGGGAGACGAAGACGACGAAAAAGAAGAAGAAACAAUGAAGGAUGAGACGAUGACGAUGGCAAAAGAAGAGCAACAAAACGGCGGCGCGAGACCGGCGGCGGUUGGUGAAAAAGUUGGUGAACUUUUGCUCUCGAGAACGCUCGCCUCGAAACCACCGAUGAAAGGUUUCGCCUUUCUUAAAUCGAGCGAGUUUGAGCAGUUUAAAGAGAACUACUGGCAGCGGCAAAAAGAGAUGAAGAAGAAAACAAAACACGCGUCGAUGAUUCCACGGGGACCACAACCACCGCCGCCGCUCGAGGAGAAUAUUAAGAAGAAGACAAACGUUCCUAAAAGGAGGACGACGGCGGCAUUAUCAAACGAUGACGACGUCCACCAAAAUUCGCCGCCCGUUGUUCUUCGUGGCCACGUGUACUCUGUAGUCGUACCCUCUGCGCCGUCGUCUGAAUCGUCGUCGUCGCUAGCAACUCGCGAGGACCAAAACAGAAGACGAAGAAGAAGCUUCCUCGUCAAGUUGGAAGCGCAGUUUGGGGACGAUGGACAAAAAUGGCAGGCGUUGGAAGCGUACGUGUCCCCGUCCUCGUACUCGUCCGAGGAAAGCGAAUAA
Messenger RNA from Bathycoccus prasinos, 933 nucleotides. RefSeq lists its product with no specific name. The record is from RefSeq and is a predicted model, not a curated record. NCBI's taxonomy places the organism in Eukaryota, Viridiplantae, Chlorophyta, Mamiellophyceae, Mamiellales, Bathycoccaceae. Bases 1 to 933 code for a protein of 310 amino acids. The transcript has a single exon.